GCCGACCCCAGAAAGCACAGGUCCUUCGGCUUCGUCACCUUCCUGGAGAGGGAGACGCCGCGCGGCCAUGGACAACAUGGACGGACGCCGAGCCGGCCGAGUCCUCACCGUCAACUACGCCCUCCCCGAGAGGAUCAAGGGAGGGGAGCAGGGCUGGGCCGCCCAGCCGAUUUGGGCAGAUGCAGACACCUGGUUCGAGAGGCAGCAGCAAGAAGAGGAGAUGAAGCGUCUCCAGGCGGAAAAUCAAGCUGCCUUGAAAGAAGCAGAAGAGCUUCAUCGGAAGAAACUAGCUGAGGAUCGCGAAGGAGAGAAGGAUGAAGAAGAUACAGCCCAGCCCAACAACGGUCCUGAUCCUAUGGCUACUGCUGAAGCUGAAGCUGAAGCUUAACCCUUGAUGAGACAGAAUUCUUAGUCUGAAGCUAAGUCUCCUUGAUACAGAUGCCUAGGUUACCAUUAUUGAACGAAGUUGGGGGAAACAGUAGUUGUGUACAUGUAAUGGCUUCUAAAUAUUCCGCCUGUAUUUUUGUAGAACAUGACUUGAAGUUUACUGGUUAGUAUUUCCUUUGUAACUGGGAUGGGAUUGGCAAUGGCUUGAUGAAAAUUCCUAGUCAUUAAAUUUCUUGGGGGGAUUCUUCCUCAAGUUGUUUGAUGCCAUCCUUCAGAAUGUGAGGCAUUUUAUUUUGAUA
Messenger RNA from Asparagus officinalis (garden asparagus), 686 nucleotides. RefSeq lists its product as uncharacterized. Lineage: Eukaryota; Viridiplantae; Streptophyta; Magnoliopsida; Asparagales; Asparagaceae. The coding region runs from base 68 to 388 and encodes 106 amino acids. The transcript has 2 exons. The record is from RefSeq and is a predicted model, not a curated record.